This is a messenger RNA of Caretta caretta (loggerhead turtle), 979 nucleotides long. The record is from RefSeq and is a predicted model, not a curated record. NCBI's taxonomy places the organism in Eukaryota, Metazoa, Chordata, Testudines, Cheloniidae.
UGUGUUACCCUGGCUGUGUGUGUUGUGUGGGUGGAUAGAUGUGGUGUGUAUGGGGGGGGUUGUGUUACCCUGGCUGUGUGUGUUGCGUGGGUGGAGAGAUGUGGUGUGUAUGGGGGGGGUUGUGUUACCCUGGCUGUGUGUGUUGUGUGGGUGGAGAGAUGUGGUGUGUAUGGGGGGUUGUGUUACCCUGGCUGUGUGUGUUGCGUGGGUGGAGAGAUGUGGUGUGUAUGGGGGGGUUGUGUUACCCUGGCUGUGUGUGUUGUGUGGGUGGAGAGAUGUGGUGUGUAUGGGGGGGUUGUGUUACCCUGGCUGUGUGUGUUGCGUGGGUGGAUACAUGUGGUGUGUAUGGGGGGGUUGUGUUACCCUGGCUGUGUGUGUGUGGGUGGAGAGAUGUGGUGUGUAUGGGGGGGUUGUGUUACCCUGGCUGUGUGUUGUGGGGGUGGAGAGAUGUGGUGUGUAUGGGGGGGUUGUGUUACCCUGGCUGUGUGUGUUGCGUGGGUGGAUAGAUGUGGUGUGUAUGGGGGGGUUGUGUUACCCUGGCUGUGUGUGUUGCGUGGGUGGAUACAUGUGGUGUGUAUGGGGGGGGUUGUGUUACCCUGGCUGUGUGUGUUGCGUGGGUGGAGAGAUGUGGUGUGUAAGGGAGGGUUUGUGUUAUCCUGGCUGUGUGUGUUGUGUGUGUGGAGAGAUGUGGUGUGUAUGGGGGGGUUGUGUUACCCUGUCUGUGUGUGUUGUGUUGGUGGAUAGCUGUGGGGUGUAUGGGGGGUUGUGUUACACUGGCUGUGUGUUGUGUGGGUGGAGAGAUGUGGUGUGUAAGGGAGGGGUUGUCUUACCCUGGCUCUGUCUGUUGCGUGGGUGGAGAGAUGUGGUGUGUAAGGGAGGGUUUGUGUUAUCCUGGCUGUGUGUGUUGUGUGGAUGGAUAGAUGUGGUGUGUAUGGGGUGGUUGUAUUACCCUGGCUGUGUGUAUUGCGUGGGUGGGUAG